This is a messenger RNA of Neltuma alba, 1636 nucleotides long. RefSeq names its product protein SODIUM POTASSIUM ROOT DEFECTIVE 3-like. The transcript has 3 exons. Bases 254 to 856 code for a protein of 200 amino acids. NCBI's taxonomy places the organism in Eukaryota, Viridiplantae, Streptophyta, Magnoliopsida, Fabales, Fabaceae. The record is from RefSeq and is a predicted model, not a curated record. Gene Ontology annotation, molecular function: metal ion binding.
AAUAAUAGAAGGUUGUUGGUCUCCCUGAAAAGCUUUGUUUUCCAAGUCACGAAAAGCGUUAGCACGGCUGCUUCAGUUCAGCCCCACCAUUGUAAAUAGUUUAAAAAUAACAAUACAAUUUUGAGAAUCCACAUUAAUCACACAACUUCGAAGGCAUCAUAACCCAAACUUCCCAAUGGGGCCUCCUGCCUCUGUUGAACAACUGCAUAUAAUUAAACAGCCAUAACCUUCACCUUAGCCCGCUCACCAAACCAUGAAAGGAAUGGACUUGUUCUGUUCUUCCCCUGCUUCCACUGCUGUAAUCUCCAGUAUGCACGUCCAGCGUUCUACGGUACGCCGUAGCCGCAAAAGCUACGGCCUCCUCGCUCCUGUGCCUUGUUCGUGUUCUUCCCUUUCCCCCAUUAACCCAAGGCCUUCUCACGAGAAGCACGGAAAGAGUUCUGAAGAUAAGCAAAACCAUGACCGGAUCCGCCGCAAAAGCCACGUUCAGCUUAACGACCUGUAUACUCACUGUAGCUCUGCUUCUUCCACAACACACCUCCUCGCUGACUCUGACUCCUCUUUCAUCCACACUGGUCACUCUCCUGCACUGCGCUCUUCUUCUUCGCCUCGCUCUCGGAACCAGGUUGUGGUUCUGAGGGUGUCAUUGCACUGCAAGGGCUGUGCAGCGAAAGUUGGAAAACACGUUUCAAAAAUGCAAGGAGUGACAUCUUUUAGCAUAGAUAUGGAGGCAAAGAAAGUAACAAUUGUGGGGAACGUGACGCCACUAGGUGUCCUGGCUAGUGUCUCCAAGGUGAAGAAUGCACAGCUCUGGCCAUCUUCGGCAUCCUCAUCUAUGGCCGUGGCCGGCGUAUGAGCUAUACUGGCUCUAUCAUAAUUGCUUUUUUCGUUCCCUGUCAUCAUUUUACAUGUGGAUUAUAGAUUUAUGGUCUGAAACGCCUUCCCAGGAUCUGGAUGCUUGUAUAAUUACUAGUUUGAUGCCUCGUCGGGCUUCAUGUUUGUCUUGUAAUGUCGAAGCUCUAGGAUGUUUUUCUUUAUUCGCGAGCACAAGGACUCGUCUUCCUUUCUUUCUUUGGUUUCACUUUUAAAGAUCAUGAUUGUGGCGCUCCCUUCCAUGGUAGCUGCCAGUAAGUGCGUAUGGAACAGAAAAGGGAAAAAACUGAGAAGUGGUCAGAGUGAUCGAUCAUGCUAAACACUUCUUCUGCCCCUACCCCCAUAAGCUGUAGAUUAUCGUCUGUGUUCAAUAGACAUUCAGUAGUGGAAGAUUCUCCGGACACAAUAACCGAACAUCCACAUUAUUGCUUUGUUAUGGAGUCCAAUGGCUUAAUUCUCCCCCGAAAGCCACAUUUCUCGUCUCUAGCUGCUAACUCUAACCGUGUUUAACUAGUCUUACUAUGCAAUUUAUUUAUUUUUUGACUUGACGCACGUCGAAGCUUCGUUGUCAAGAAUUAUCACAAUAUGUCAUGUCGGGAGAGCGAUGGAUUGAUAAUGGCGUCGGAUAAAGUGAGCGGUGAAAGUCAGUGCUUUUUCGUGCGAACGUACAUUCCCUGGAGUUGAGGAAGACGAUGACCCAAGAGCAUACUUUGUAGUUGCAGAGUCAAACAUGCCGGCGGCUCGCACUUCCAUUUUAUGAAUC